Messenger RNA from Mollisia scopiformis, 1366 nucleotides. RefSeq names its product NAD(P)-binding protein. Lineage: Eukaryota; Fungi; Ascomycota; Leotiomycetes; Helotiales; Mollisiaceae. Gene Ontology annotation, molecular function: acylglycerone-phosphate reductase (NADP+) activity; triacylglycerol lipase activity. Gene Ontology annotation, biological process: triglyceride catabolic process; phosphatidic acid biosynthetic process. The transcript has 2 exons. The coding region runs from base 345 to 1184 and encodes 279 amino acids. Gene Ontology annotation, cellular component: lipid droplet; endoplasmic reticulum. The record is from RefSeq and is a predicted model, not a curated record.
GGUGGAUAUAUUUCUCAUAGGUCUAUUGCACAAUAAGAGAAGUUUCUCGGCAUAGCGUCGUUAUCACUUUGCAGCUGCUGGUCCGGGUUUUUUCGCAGCCCCUCAUCGCGCAUUGAAUGCGAGCGGGCCAAUUUCAUACCGGGAGCAACAAUACAAUAGGAUUCCGACAUGUUUACUCUUCAACAUUCGUGGUAUAAGUAUUCGAGUCAAUCCCACAAGUGUCUUCUCUUCAUAAAACCCAAAAAGUUUGGAUUAUUCGUCUCAUCCUCUAAUUUCUUCAAGUCUCCCUUAUAAAGUCUUGUCUUGUCAUUCAACCCCUACUCCAACUUACACCAACUUCAGCAAUGGUUCAAAAGACAGUUCUAAUCACUGGGUCAAGUGAAGGUGGUAUCGGAGAUGCUCUAGCUAAAGAGUUUCACAAGAAAGGUCUUCGAGUCUUCGCAACUGCUCGAAACCUCACCAAAGUCCAGCACCUGAAAAACAUGGGUCUAGAAGUCCUCAAGCUAGAUGUCGUCGAUGAUGCCUCAAUCAAAGAAGCUGUGGAAGAAGUGAAGACAAGGACAGGUGGGAAACUAGACUUCUUGGUUAAUAACUCCGGUAGAGGAUACAGUCUUCCAUUGCUUGACACCACUAGGGAAGGGGCUAGAGAUCUAUUCGAUCUCAACGUCUUCGCUCUGAUUGCAGUGACCCAAGCAUUCGCACCACUUCUCAUCGCAUCCAAGGGCACAAUCAUCAACAUCGGUUCAAUUGCUGGUGUAUCACCUAUGCCGUGGCAAGGAUACUACAAUGCCACCAAAGCAGCUGUUGCAGCUCUCUCCAAUAAUCUUCGGAUUGAGUUGUCUCCUUUUGGAGUCAAGGUUAUCAAUGUCAUUACGGGAGGGGUCAAAACCAAGUUCUUCGACAACUUGCCAACUCAACAUCUACCAUCAAACUCCAUCUAUGCACCAGCAAGUGAAGAAAUUGAAUUCGUACUGAACGGCUCAUUUGUCAAGUCUGCUAUGGAUGUUGAUCGUUAUGCUAAGUCGGUUGUUGCAAAUGCUUUGAAGUCAAAACCCAAAGUGCACCAUUGGGAGGGAAGUGAUGCAUGGACUAUUUGGGCUGUGAGUGCUUUUGGUUGGUCAACAAUUUGGGUAAGUCGCUUGAAUUGCAGGGUCUGCUCUAUUGCUGAUUUGUAUAGGACUUGAUACUUGGAAAUCUUGUCAAGAUUCCUCUUGUCACAAAGAAGAUCCAGGCUGCAGAGAAGUCAAAGUGAUGAGAUGUUAACAAGAGCGGAUUCCUUUUGUCAAAUUAUUUCCCGACUUUUGAUUUAAUCUGGGCAUUAUAAUGUACAAAUUGAGCUAGUAUAUUUCAUUGCAAUUCAUUCAGG